Symbiodinium sp. CCMP2456 is the source of this 2463-nucleotide messenger RNA. NCBI's taxonomy places the organism in Eukaryota, Dinophyceae, Suessiales, Symbiodiniaceae. The record is from the annotation of a GenBank genome assembly.
GACAUCCCUCCCAUCAGCGAGUUGGGCCACGCUUUCCUGGUGGUCCGCACUCUAGGCCCCACCUCGGUCGCGCUUUGCCUCCGCAACGUGGCCCAGGCCGCCGCAUCGCGCCCUGCUCUACCAGGGGCCACGGCCUCUACGCCCCUCCUCAGCAACGACGCCGCCAUGGAGCAGUUGGCAUCGGUGCCGGGCUGGUCCCUCGCCUUCCACGAUGGAAGGCCCCUCCUUACGAAGGACUUCUGGUUCCCAGCCUACUCCGUGGCCUGCCAGGCCGUGCAGGAAGUGUGCCAGAAGGCAGAGCUCAUGAACCACCACCCGAAUCUGAAGCUCGCGCACCAUUGCACCCACGGGGCGGUCCUGACGGCCGAGAUCUCCACCUACGUUUCCGGUGGAAUCACGGACUUCGACUUCGCCUUAGCCAAGGCAGUCGAUGAGAUCAGCCCUUCCGAGGCUUACGACGUGCAGAAGCACGUGCCGGAGGUGCACAUGAAGGAUUUCGAGUACGAGUUGCCAGAGGAGCUGAUCGCCCGAUCUCCGGCGGAAGGCCGCAGGUCUCGGCUCUUGCUCGUCGAGGGCAAGAAGGAGCAGGGGACCCAUGAGCUCCAGGACCGCCAGUUCCUGGACUUGCCGAGCCUGCUUCCCUCGAGGGCCCACCUGGUUUUCAACGAGUCGAAGGUCAUCUCGGCUCGGAUGUUCGCCCACCGGGACGCGUCGGGUCCCUCCGUGGAGGUUAUGUUCCUUGCUCCGCACAGCCAGGCCGAAAGGCUGCCCACGAACGCCGCAGAAGCACUUCACCGGGCUUGCCACGGGCAGCUUUGGAAUGCCAUGAUCAGGAUGCCUCUUCGCGAGGCGGGUGCUAUCUUUAACGUGCCCUCGAAGUCUUCGACAAAAUUGUCCGUUGAAGUGGUCCAACUCUCCUCGAAGUGGGUCGAGGAAGGCGAGUCGGAAGGAGUGGAGGCGGUCGUUCGCCUGAACUGCAGCGACCCGAGCCUCCUGGCGAGCGAGGCCUUCGGACAGUUUGGCCACAUCCCACUGCCGCCCUACAUGCGCCGAGAUGCUGAAGCCACAGACUUGCAGGACUACCAGACCGUGUACGCCAAAGAAGACGCCUGCGGCAGCGUGGCGGCACCCACCGCAGGGCUUCACUUUACCGACGAGCUUCUGGGCAAGCUGGAAGCGAAGGGCAUCCGGCGCUCGCCGGUGACGCUCCACGUGGGUGCUGGGACUUUUCGCCCUGUGACGGCGAAGCAGGUUUCGGAGCACGCCAUGCAUACCGAGUCCUUCUCGAUGGAGGUUCCUGCCCUCGAGGAAGUGGCGAAGAGCUUGAAGGACAAGCGGCCGGUGGUUGCUGUGGGAACCACCACAGUCCGGACCCUCGAAUCGCUGUACUGGUUGGCCAGCAACCCACAGCGAAGCUUGGCACAGGGGCUCCACCUGGGACAGUGGGAAGCCUACAGCAUGGAGGAGGAGGGUGCAGGUGGCUUACCUGCAGCAGAGGCGCUGCAGCGACUCUGCGACGAAGCGAAGAAAGUCGGGUUAACCCAGGUGGCUGGCUCUACGAGUUUGUGCAUCGUCCCAGGCUACCAGUUCAAGGUGGUCCAAGAUCUCGUCACGAACUUCCACCAGCCGGACAGCACGCUGCUGCUGCUCGUCGCUGCCUUCACGUCUAGGGCCACCUUGCUCAACGCCUAUGCCCACGCCGUGGCUAACAAGUAUCGCUUCCUGUCCUACGGCGAUGCCUGCUUGUUCCUGUCGGAAGAGACGGCCGCCGCGGCCAAGACCGAGCGUUCCGCAAGCAAUGCCCAGGACCCCAGAGCCGUGAGGCAGCCGAAAGCAGGGGAGAAGGUGCUCUUACACUCAUGUUGCGCCCCGUGCUCAGGAGCCAUGAUUGAGGAAAUGCACACGAAAGGUCUGGACGUGACCAUCUUCUUCUACAAUCCGAACAUCCAUCCCCGCAAGGAGUAUGAGAUUCGCAAGAACGAGAAUGUUCGCUACGCAGAAGCUCUGGGCAUCCCCUUCGUCGACUGCGACUACGACGUGGAAGAGUGGUAUGCCCGAGCGAAGGGAAUGGAGUACUGCCUGGAGCGAGGGCCAAGGUGCUCCAUGUGUUUCGACAUGCGGCUUGAGCGAACCGCUCUUCAUGCUCAUGAACAUGGUUUCCAGUGGAUUACGACAACCAAUGCAACCAGCAGGUGGAAGGAUGCGAAGCAAGUGAAUGCUUCGGGCGUGAAGGCUGCAUUCAACUACCCUGGCGUGACCUAUUGGGUCUAUGACUGGCAGACGGAGACCAUGACUGACAGAAAAUACGAGGUGAAUGCCAAGCAUCAGUUCUACAAGCAGGAGUAUUGUGGUUGCAGCUACAGCCUCCGCGACAACAAUUACUUCCGCGCCAAGGCUGGGCCUCCGAGCAUUAAAGCUCCCAAACCCUACACCCUAAACCCUAAACCCUACACCGAAGUCUGA